Molecule: messenger RNA, 1324 nt
Organism: Aureobasidium pullulans EXF-150
Lineage: Eukaryota; Fungi; Ascomycota; Dothideomycetes; Dothideales; Saccotheciaceae
Exons: 1
Coding region: 382-1182 (266 amino acids)
Source: RefSeq, a predicted model, not a curated record
GAUGCGGACAAGCCUGUUCGAUCGCAUAGAUUCUCUCUUUGUAUCUGAAGACCAUGAUUGAGUUUUGUUGAGCUUCUGAGAUCGGUGUUUCAUCUAGUGAUGUUGUUGUUGACGGUGAUGAAGGUUUCAUGAACGUUUUGCAAGAUUGAGGUGGUGUUUCUUUUGGAGAGUCCCAUGGAUCUGGCGUUGGCAGGCAUAUCCUUGUUUUGUUGUUGUCUGCUUUUUCGAUAUUUGGGAAUGAGGAGGAAAGGCCUGCGUAAAGCCAUGGGUUGUUGUUGGCCAUGAUUUCGAUCGGACUUCUCUCCAAACUUGAUGUGGGUUUGACGUUAAACGAUCUUCCUGCAAUACUUUUGCUUACGACCAAGUGACUCAAGUGAUGGUAUGGAGUUGAGAAAGGAGGAAGUAUGCUUACGUAAUCGAGCUGAGAGUCGCGCUAGUCGGACCUUAAAUCUCACUUCGGGAAAGUGCUUCCGCUUCCGCCUGUCCAAGCGCUUCUCUCAUCUAUACCAACAACAUCAAAUUUUUGUACUAGGGCGUCCGACACCAACUUCACACUUUUCUCCCAACCAGCAUCGGCACUACAGCGAGCUUUCUCAUCAGAACCAUCGAAUACUCCUCCUGACUUGUCUAAUUCAAAGGUCACGCGACGGGGAACUUCUCUGCGGAGAUUCUGCUGCACAUUACCUGGCGAAUCCAUCCUUCAAAUCACAGAAGAAAACGAGGAUGUCUUUCAAGCUGACCGCUAGAGCUGUCGCGGCGUUUUCUCUUCCAAUCAGGAGUGGACUUUCUUUCUGGUCGCUAUCUCGGACCCAGGCACCACGGCGUCUCUUUACUGGCACGUUCAAUUAUUCUGCGUCUACUGAGCAACAAGAAGCACUUGAAGAACGUCGUGCAAAGUGGCGCGAAUGGGCCAGAUCGCGGAGGGAAAGACUUAAAUCGGAUCCCGAGGCAUACGAAAAAGUGCGCCAAAAGGGUCGUGAAUAUUGCCAAAAACUAUGGGCUACCAACGAAUCGACCCGAAAGAAACAUACAUUGUGCAACUGGGUCAUUCGUGUCGUUGCCAAUGGAACCCAAGUGGAUUGGACGACUCACGAGGCAGUCAUUACGACAGAAAGAGUCGAACAUGACUGUGCCACGUGCCAUAGGCCAUACCAUAAUGGAGUCAAGCUGUGGUACGUAUGAUCAGACACAGUAUCCAUGACCCUACAGCCAGCAGCGGUCGGCCGUCGGCUGGAUGUACAGCCCCAGCAUGUAUUGUGGCAGUCCGCGUGCCACAGAUGUGCCUGCAGCGAGCGCCUACAGGUGUUGGCUGUGAUUUCUCCAA